Spodoptera littoralis (African cotton leafworm) is the source of this 927-nucleotide messenger RNA. The record is from the annotation of a GenBank genome assembly. Lineage: Eukaryota; Metazoa; Arthropoda; Insecta; Lepidoptera; Noctuidae.
AUGUGGGCGGCCCAGCUCAGCUGUAUUUUCAUAUUGUUCGGUGUAACAGCCGGCGGCGGCGGCUGGGAGCCCCUAGGGACCCCUUACUUCGACAACAGCACGAAGCGUGAAGCCACCGCCGCCGUGGGCCAGCCCGCCUACCUACACUGCAGAGUACGAAACCUGGCUGAUAGAGCGGUAUCAUGGAUACGCAAGAGAGACCUACACAUCUUGACAGUAGGUGUGCACACAUACAGCAGUGACGCAAGAUUCGCUGCCCUACAUGCUGAUGGUUCCGAUGAAUGGACGCUGCGAGUGGCGCCAGCGCAACCACGCGACUCCGGCGCAUACGAGUGCCAAGUGUCUACUGAACCAAAGAUUAGUCUGUCAUUUCGACUCACCGUUGUUGUGUCAAAGGCGGAGAUUCUCUCAGGACCGGAGCUGUUCGUCAGAGCUGGAUCAGACAUCAAUCUUACUUGCGUGGCAAAGUACGCCCCUGACCCGCCGAGCUUCAUCUACUGGUAUCGAGGUGAACAAGUGGUGAACUAUGCUCAACGAGGUGGUAUAAGCGUGGAGACUGAGCAGCGCACACGCACCAGCCGGCUUCUCAUAGCACGCGCCGCUCCCCACGACUCAGGGAACUAUACGUGUGCACCAAGCAGCUCAGAAUCUGCGUCGGUGAUAGUCCACGUGCUGAGCGGGGAGCGGCCGGCGGCGAUGCAGAGCUCGGGCUCGACCCCACCACGCCUCAACCGCGCCAUCCUCGCCACGCUCACCGCGCUCACCACGCUGCGCCAGCCACGGCCAGUGCUCCUCGUCUCCCUCCCGGUCGCCGCGCACUACGUCUCCAUCCCAACACUACUCAUUACCUUACUAUUCGCCAACGCUCUCGUCAAAUUCCUAUCAAAAUUUACGACAGCUCACAUCGAACCUACAUCUUCAAGAUGA